CACCUCUGUGGUGAAGAAGCAAGCUUCCCUGUCACUAUUGACCCCCCCUCUAUCCACCUUCAAUGUCAAAUCUCGGUCUCCAAAGUGGAGAGAAUUACCAAGGCUUUUGUAUACAAUCAAGACCAAGGAACAGCAGCACUAUUCCUGUACACAGAGCUUGACUUUUUCCCUUUUCUACAAUCAAAGCUCUCUUCUUCAAGGUUAUAUCCUCUUUGUCUUUUUUCUUUUUUGGAAAACAUUGGGUCAAGAGGACAGUAGGAAGCAGGCCCUGAGGAUUUUUACAUUUUCUCCUCCGCUGUGUGAUUUUAUUCUCUCCUGUGCUUGGUGCUUGUUGGAGGGGGCCUAAAUGAGGUGGUUUGGCUCAGGAAGCUUGGGGAGAGCAGGAACUCUCCUUGCUCUGCUGCUUCCCCUCUGGGAGCUGGGCUGCUGGGGGUUGAUCUCCGCCUCUGGGGGCCAGAACCAGGCACAGCACACUAUUGUAGGGCCCUGGGAGAUGCUUCGCAGGCACAAACGCAGCUGGGUAUGGAACCAGUUCUUUGUCCUGGAGGAAUACACAGGCGAAGAACCUCUGUAUGUUGGCAAGCUCCACUCAGAUGUGGACAAAGGGGAUGGCAAGGUGAAAUACGUGCUCUCAGGAGAGGGCUCCACCUCCAUCUUCACCAUCGACGAGAACACGGGAGACAUCCAUGCCACCAAGCGUCUGGACCGGGAGGAGCAGGCCUAUUACACGCUUCAGGCCCAGGCCGUGGACCGGAUCACCAACAUGCCUGUAGAGCCCAGGUCAGAGUUCCUGGUCAAGGUCCAGGACAUCAAUGACAAUGAGCCCAAGUUCAUGGACGGGCACUACAUGGCCGGGGUACCGGAGAUGUCAGCAUUGGGAACAAUGGUGGUCCAAGUGGCAGCCACAGACGCAGAUGAUCCCACAUAUGGGAACAGUGCCAGGGUGGUCUACAGCAUCAUCAGCGGACAACCCUACUUCUCAGUGGAACCAAAAACAGGCAUCAUCCGGACAGCGCUGCCCAACAUGGACCGAGAGGUGAAAGACCAAUACGUUUUGGUCAUCCAGGCCAAAGACAUGGUGGGCCAGAUGGGCGGCCUUUCAGGCACCACCUCUGUCACGAUCACUCUCACCGACGUCAAUGACAACCCGCCACACUUCUCUCGUAAGAACUAUCAGUACACUGUGCUGGAGUCCUUGCCUGUGGCAUCCGUGGUGGCCAGGGUCAAGGCUGUGGAUGCAGACAUAGGCCCCAACGCAGAGAUGGAGUAUAGGAUCAUGGAGGACGGACCUGGAUUGUUCAACAUCACUACAGAUGAGGACACGCAAGAGGGCGUCAUCAUCCUUCAAAAGCCGUUAGACUUUGAGACCAAGAACAGCUUUAAUGUGCGAAUCGAAGCCACCAAUCGGAACAUCGACCCUGCGUUCGUGCACCUGGGUUCGUUCAGCGACACAACGUCGGUGAAGGUGACAGUGGAGGACGUGAAUGAGUCGCCUGUGUUCUCAACGCAGCUCAGCAGGAUGGUGGUCUCUGAGGACGCCAGAGUUGGCACCUCCAUCGGGAGGGUCUCUGCGCACGAUCCGGACUCCUCCAACAGUGCCAUCAGGUACUCCAUAGAUAGAAACACAGACCUGGAGCUUUUCUUCAUUGUGGAUGCUCUGAGUGGGGUCAUCAGUACUGCCAAGCCCCUGGACCGAGAGGUCAACUCUGUCCACAACCUCACCAUACUCGCCAUGGAGAGCCGUAAGAGCACGCACACACAACUUUCCACAUCAGGCCUCAAAAUAAAAUUGCUGGACAUCAAUGACAACGCUCCGGUGUUUGCCAUCGAGUAUGAGACCCUCCUAUGUGAGAAUGCAGCUCCUGGACAGGUCAUCCAGACCAUCAGCGCCGUGGACAAGGAUGAGCCUCCCAGUGGUCAUCGCUUCUACUUUGCCCUACCUGCGUCUGUGGCUAGCAACACCAACUUCACUCUCCGAGACAACAAAGACAACACGGCAUCUAUCGUAACGAAACAUGGAGGGUUUCGUAGACAGGAGCAGAUGCUGUACCGACUGCCCGUGUUGAUUGUCGACAGUGGAAGCCCCGCCCUCAGUAGCACCAACACCUUAUCAGUGAACGUGUGUGACUGUGACUCGGACGGUGUGGCCCAAUCGUGUGGAGCCAUGCCAUACACACUUCCUGCCGGCCUCAGUACAGGGGCCCUGGUCACCAUUCUGGGAUGCAUCAUUACACUGCUGGUGAUGGUGCUGCUGAUCGUGUCGAUGCGUCGGAGGAAGAAGGAACCGUUGAUUCUGGAGGAGGCGAGGGACGUGAGGGAGAACAUCGUCCGCUAUGACGACGAGGGUGGAGGAGAGGAAGACACGGAGGCCUUCGACAUGGUAGCCCUCCGCAACCUCAACGUCAUCAGAGACCCCAAGGUCCGGCGAGACGUCACCCCUGACACCCACACCUUCUUCCCCUACCCAAUGUCCUCCUCCUCGCAGCCUGUCUAUAAAACCCUGCCAGACAAUGUUGUUUUCCGAGAGUUCAUCUGGGACCGGCUGAAAGAUGCAGAUGUUGAGCCGUCAGCUCCGCCGUAUGACUCUUUGCAGACGUACGCCUUUGAGGGGAGUGGCUCGGUAGCUGAAUCGUUAAGCUCCUUGGAGUCGCUAAGUACAGACUCGGAGCAGAACUAUGACUAUCUCAGCACCUGGGGGCCACGUUUCAAGAAGCUAGCAGACCUGUAUGGCAACAGCGACGGCAAGAGCAACGGCAACAGCGUGUUGUCAUAGCCAAAGCAUUCCUGAACUUAGACAACAAAUGUGUUGUGAUAAAAAAAAGAAAAUGAACAACUAAACUACCAAAGGGCAGAAAAGGGGGUGAGAGUCUGUGAAAACAAAGUCAGAUUGGAAAAAUACAAAUUACUUCAAAGGUUGGGUUUGUUUAUCUGCCUUGGAUUUUGGAUUUCAAAAAGGGUGACUUGGCAUGUUUUGACAAGUCAUUUCAAAAGUGAGUUGAUGGAAGAGGAAACCUUGUGAGCAAAAACAUUAAAAGGUUUCAAAGUUGGGCUGAGGUCCAGCGUACAUGGUAGGCUACAGUAUAUUUAUCUGGAGAAACCUGUUCUCUCAUUCCUGACAUGGGCACAGACCCAGCAGUCUUGCUUUGAUGAAUUCUCUUGCUCUUUUCGUAAGAAAACAAAAACACUUUUUUUUCCUGAAGUGCCCAGUCUCCGUUGGCUAAUCGGUAGAGUAGUCACUCAACUGUUCAUUUGAAAGUCAUGAAGAGUGUCAACGUUUUGUUUUCGUUCUGUGUUUUUCACAGAGAUUAUGAAGAAAACGUAUUAAGUCAGACUCACAAAGAAAAACCAAACAUCAAAUCAAAUUUUAUUGGUCACAUACACAUAUUUAACAGAUGCGGGUGUAGCGAAAUGCUUUUGUUCCUAGCUCCAACAGUGCAGUAAUAUCUAACAA
Molecule: messenger RNA, 3451 nt
Organism: Salmo salar (Atlantic salmon)
Lineage: Eukaryota; Metazoa; Chordata; Actinopteri; Salmoniformes; Salmonidae
Product: cadherin-7-like
Biological process (GO): calcium-dependent cell-cell adhesion; homophilic cell-cell adhesion; cell-cell junction assembly
Cellular component (GO): catenin complex; plasma membrane; adherens junction
Molecular function (GO): beta-catenin binding; calcium ion binding; cadherin binding
Source: RefSeq, a predicted model, not a curated record